GUAACAUCAGCGCAAUUCCAAUGCUUGCAGGCACAGCAAACACGUAGUACAUUGGCAGAGCAAAAGUGGUUUGCAUUUGAAUCAUACAAAUAUUGUAUUCCUUUUAUUAAAUGUCGAGAUGGGUAGAGGACGACGGUGUUGGGUUGCACAGGACGUAUUAUGAAGGUCUGUAUGGCAUUCUGGCUGGAAUAGGUGGCUCAUAACAAUUUGGUAAUAAAUUGAGAGAUGCUAAUCUAAUGGGUUUUCGGUUUUUUGCUAUGCACAAUGUUCUGUUAUACGUAUGUACACUCGUCGGGGUUUGGAGAUGAGGGCGAUCACGCAACAUGGCCGCAUUUUUACAGGUAAUAAAAAUGAACGGGAAAAUUUUUCAGACAGAAAUACAAGUAUGCCAACGAGAGGAUAAGGGUCUUAUUUUACUUGGUGUCAAUUGACUGCAUUCUGUUAUUUGGAAUUUUUAUUAUUUGCUUAAACAUUUUGCAUGAGCUUUUGUUCGGAAUUAAGGCAAAGUGCCCAAAAAAUUCAAACAAAUUGCAACAUUUUUGUAAAUAGUCUCAUGUAUCUACUUAGAUAACAAUAUUGGUAUUAUAUCAGUAAAAAUAUUUUCGACUAUUACUGAGAUUAGAUAAUUUGAAAUGCUACAUUUUUAUGAAUUUUCAUGAAAAUCAACAUAUGUAGCGUUCAGCAGCGUUGAAGCGUUGGGUAUGAUUUGUUGUCCCUUUGUAACCUUGGUAACUAAAGGGGGAAAAGUGUUUCUCUCAAAUUUCUCGAAAAUUUUUCCUUGAAAAUAUUGUUGAGAUUGAUUUGAAAUACAAUUCUACUAUUGAUUAUAAAUAAUUAGUAAUAAUUUCAUCGUCGUGUCAUAUGAACUAUUAAAGUCAGUUAUAUUCAUUGGCAGACAUAUAAGCUUCAUAAAUAACUGGUACCCCAAGAACCUAAAUACAUAACUAAGAAUCCAGUGUCAGCUCUACAGAAUGUCAGACGCAGUAAUGUGGAAACCGUCCUCGUACAGCGACUCCAUUAAAUUUUACGAGAGAAUGUCCCAACUUCAAGGAGAAUUGAAGACGUACGAGAGUCAGCACUUUAAUCUGGAGGAAGAGUUUCAACGGUUGUGGACACAGGACACAAGUGUCCCCGUUUCAGCCAGUGGAGUGGAGCCAAAGACAACCACUCGUGUUCAACUUGGUCAUUUAUCCGAGAAAAGUCAACUUCUGGCCAACCCCACUAAUACAAAUCCGCGAAAUUAUGAGGAUCAGGAUCCACGACGUGCUAGAAAUGCCUCAAUUUUGGAUAAACUCCAGGAAUUGGAAACAAAUGCGUCGAUUUUCGCAGCUCGUUCUGAACGACUUCGGAUGAUGAGAAAUGAAUAUGAAAACCUCGUCCGAAAAUAUUCGACCCACAGAAAUCACAGGGGGGCAUCGGAAAGUAAUUUCGGAGAAAGCAGAUCCCUUUCCAGCAAAAAAAGAGUUGAGAAUUCAGUCACGAUGACCUCAACCUCGUCGAACACGGAUAUUACUGGUCCAGUUACGCCAAUACUGAAUCAAGGAAAGACAAGUUUCCUAAAUAUUGACAUCCCUCUUGAUCAAGCUUCUGAACAAGACUCUGCUGAUGGUCACCCUCGGGACUUUUAUAAAGAACGUAACCGCCAUCACCGAGGUCUGAUCUCAAUUAGUGGAGAAUACCCCAUCAACGGUUUACCUUCAACCGGUACCUUUCCUUCGAAAUACGUGCCCAGCACGGGAAAGCAGGGCCCUACCAAGAAGCUAGCCUUUCAGGAUGAUAUUUCCAGCACUACGAGUGAAUCUGCGGAUUUAAAACCAGAGUAUCGUAGUAAUAAUAAUCAUCCGCAGAAGCAAGAGGAAGAGCAUUUUGACGAAACUUCGGCAGACACCACUUCACUUUCUGUGCUGCUGCCAAAAUCUCGGGGCUCGAAUUAUAUACUAAGCGUCUCCACAGACGGAUCCUUGUCAGACUCCACUUCAAUAAAACACCAGCAGCAGCAGCAGAAUCCUUCCAUUAAUGCAAGAAAUCCCAAAACGAGCAAUGUCCCUCUCGCAACAAAAGAAAGCCUAACUGUCAUUGAUGUUGUUGACGAUGAGCCUCACAGAGCAGAUGCCAAUGGGAAUGGCCAAGAAAUUACGGGGAAAACUUUCCCUGGUGCCACUGCCACUGGUUCCAUGCAGGUAGAGGAAGAAGGGAGAAACCAUGUUGAUGCAAAUGAUGCGACUUAUCUACCAGAUCAGGAAGGAGACCAUUCCUCCAUGGCCAAUGACAGCUCGUUGCACAGCAUAGGAGACAGUCUGAUGGAUUCUACUUACCACAAAAAUAAGGCCUCUGCAGAAUCUAUGCAACACAAACGGAUACACGACGACGACGAUUCCUCCAACCAGCAUAACAUUACUCGAGCGGGCAAUGCCAUAGAAGUGAAAAGUAAAGAGGAUGAUAAUAAUGAGGUGAGUAAUAUUGUUGAGAAGAAAGCAGGACUAAAGUCUAUACAAGCCCAGCAAGGAGAAAUCCAACAGAAUAUCAGCAAAAUACCAUCAUCAUCACCCUUUCUCCCGAACCAGCCACAAUCUCCACGAAGAAUCCAAACUGCGACUGAUGAACAGAUCGACGAAGAACCAAAGAAAGAAAGAACUUUCGACACGGCUGUUGACAAAUAUGCACAUGGUCCAAGCAAUGCGGGUUCAGCAGAGUUUGGCAAUAAUUUAGCGAAACUGGAUCAUAAUUCAUCGCAAAUUAUUAAUAUGGGGACAUCAUCUUUGCCAACAUGCAGUGAUGAUGGUGAGCUGCAUCCCUUAUCGGAUGCAUUGCCUCCUUCACCUCGCCCUCCUCUCUCCAUAACUAAUGAGACAUCGCAAAAAAUGCGACAAACAACAGGAAAUUCAGCUGAAGACGGAGGAGCAGAUCAUUCCGGGCUGAACGGUAAUGAGAAGAUCGCUCAAAAUAACAAAAUUGGCAAAUCAGAUUCGAAGAUGCGGGAGACAAGAGAAUCAAAAUUAACGUCAAAGAUUAAAUCUCGCCGUCUCAAACUGAAUUUUGACGACUCAGAAUCAGACAACUCAGAAACUGAGAGAGAGAGGGGAAACCCAGGCAAAAGGGGGGAUGAACCUGUCGUUAAAGGGUCCUCACUUUCGACGUCCGUUUCGACGAAACAAGUACCGACAAAGGAAGAAUUAGAUGCCGAAUUUGAAGAUUUCUUUGGUUGAUUUUGUGUUUUGUUAUUAAUUA
Folsomia candida is the source of this 3228-nucleotide messenger RNA. RefSeq lists its product as uncharacterized. The record is from RefSeq and is a predicted model, not a curated record. The coding region runs from base 972 to 3206 and encodes 744 amino acids. NCBI's taxonomy places the organism in Eukaryota, Metazoa, Arthropoda, Collembola, Entomobryomorpha, Isotomidae. The transcript is spliced from 4 exons.